AGUGAAAUUAUUCGAAUAAACCACAGUGUGUACCGUUUUGUUUGUAAAUGCGCGUAUUUUCGUUUACAGAUGUCGUUUAGAGUGGUUCGUAGUUCGAAAUUCCGCCACGUUUAUGGGCAGGCCCUGAAAAGGGAACAGUGUUAUGAUAACAUCAGAGUGUCCAAGAGUUCGUGGGACUCUACGUUUUGUGCAGUGAACCCCAAGUUCCUGGCCAUCAUCGUCGAGUCGGCCGGUGGAGGAGCCUUCAUAGUCCUACCUCAUAAUAAGGUUGGACGCAUCCCCGCUGAUCAUCCCUUGGUGGGAGGACACAAGGGUCCCGUGCUCGACAUCGCAUGGUGUCCCCACAACGACAAUGUCAUAGCUAGCGGCUCUGAAGACUGUGUCGUGAAGGUGUGGCAGAUACCAGACGGAGGGCUCUCGCGGACGCUAACGGAGCCGGUGGUGGACCUGGUGUACCACCAGCGGCGGGUCGGGCUCGUGCUGUGGCACCCCACCGCGCAGAACGUCCUGCUAACAGCCGGCUCCGAUAACCAGAUAGCGAUAUGGAACGUUGGAACGGGAGAGGUGCUCAUCAGCCUGGACUGCCACCCGGACCUCAUAUACUCCGCCUGCUGGAACUGGACCGGCUCCAAGCUGCUCACUACCUGUCGCGACAAGAAGAUCAGAAUCAUCGACCCCCGUAAAGGCGAAGUGGAGUCGGAGGCGAUAGCGCACGAAGGCAGCAAGGCGUCUCGCGCGAUAUUCCUCAAACAUGGACUUGUUUUCACUACCGGGUUCAGCCGCAUGUCGGAGCGCCAGUACUCGCUGCGCACGCCGGACGCGCUCAGCGAGCCCAUCGUCACCGUGGAGAUCGACACCAGCAACGGCGUCAUGUUCCCGCUCUACGACCCCGACACCAACCUCAUCUACCUGUGCGGCAAGGGCGACUCCGUCAUCCGCUACUUCGAGGUGACUCCGGAGCCUCCAUUCGUUCACUAUAUCAACACCUUCCAGACUCCAGAUCCACAGAGAGGUAUCGGCAUGAUGCCAAAGCGAGGAUGCGACGUGGCAACGUGUGAAAUAGCGAAGUUCUACCGACUCAACAACUCUGGAUUAUGUCAGGUGAUCUCCAUGACGGUCCCGCGCAAGUCGGAGCUGUUCCAGGAGGACCUGUACCCCGACACGCUGAGCGACGAGGCCAGCCUCACGGCCGACGAGUGGCUGGCGGGCGAGGACGCCGAGCCCUGCACCAUGUCGCUCAAGGAGCGCGCGCUGCUUGUCCAGGGCGGGUACGUGGCCGGGCGCGCCACCACGCUCACCGUGACCAAGCGGAACGCGCUGGCCACGCCGCGAGACAAGGAGCGCGAGAAGGACAGGGAGCGCGAGCGCGAGCGAGACAGGGACAAGGACGAGCGCUCGCCGACGCCGCGCGACAGCCAGGCCGCCACGCCCGCCUCCGCCACGCCCCCGCCCGCCUUCACCGCCAUGGUCGAGAAGCAGUUAUCCGACUUAGUAGAAGAGAUCCGGAAGCUUAAGUCCGUGAUAGUGAAGCAGGAGAAUCGUAUCCGCGCCCUGGAGGCGACCGUGAAGGCGGGGCUGGCCCCUCCCGCCCCCUCUCCGCCCGCCCCUUCGCCACCAAACAACCACGACGAGGCAAUGGCGCCCGAUGAGGUCUGAACACCAUGGGUCAGCGGUACGUGAGAUAUGAUAUAGACCAAUUUUAUGCGACCUCUGUUUACUUCGAGACGAAUUGUUCACAGAUAAAUAGGAAUUAUUUUUGAUUAUUUAUUUUUUUUAAUUUUUGAAACUGAUAAUUUCUUUUCUGAUUCAAGAUUUGUGUCUAUAAUGUUAAUUGAAUUUUGUAUCAAGGGAAGAAAAGUAAAUUAUGAAUUAAAUUAAUCUCGUCGUCCUUAAUGAAAAUAAAAAUGUCUUACACAAUUUUCUGUCACUACAUGAAAACUUUAAAUUUACACUUUUAUAAAAAAAUAUUUACGAUUGAUUAGAAAUUAAAUUCUUGACAUAAUAAAGGAAGAGGGGAAGACGGUUUUUUUUUCUGAUUUAGCGAAAAAUUAAAAUUAUUUUCAAAUAAAUAUUGCUAACAUGUGCAUGCCACAUGCAAAAAAUAACAGAAUGUCAAUAAUAAUGUUCUAUAUAUAUAUUACUUGUAUUUAUAUAAAAUCGAUGAUAGUGCCUUAUUUAUAUAACCGAUGCAUACAAUGUAUUUUUUUAGGCUUAAAAAGUUAAAUGUUGCAAUAGGAUAUAUUUAUAAUCUAUUAUUAAUGUGCCACAGAUAAAAUUAAAAUUAAUAUAGUCUGUUAAUUAUCGCAUGUGGCAAUACAACGCACAAUGAUAAUAAAAUAUAUACAUUUAUAAGUCAAAUUGAAUAGAUAUUAUAAUGUCAAUUUAAUUUACGAGCAAUCUUUGAUAAACACAAUCUUUCAAAAAGUCUUUUUCUCAUGUUUAUUUAUUGUAAAUAUUAAGCGUAUAGUGAUAACAACAUUGUGCCUUAUCGACGCAGUUUUCGUCACAAAAUCAAAAAUUGGUGUACAAUUAAUGCAUUUAGUCAUUUUAUAAGAGGUUUUAUUCGAUCGAGGUCUAAAGUUAUUUAUUUUCUUUCAACGUACACUUGAGCAAACGUCUGGAUUUAAUAAAUGUUUACAUAUAUAACCUUUAUAAAUCAAUUCUAAAAAUUAAUCUUAUGAACUGUAAUCAUUUAUUUAGCUUUUAAAUAACGAAGCAAUACAUUAUUAUUAUUUAUUUUCCAUUUAUCUCUUAAUGUUUUACACGUGUGGGACAAGACGGCGAUAAUGAUACUAAAGGAUCUUUGUCAGUCAUCUUGUGUCAUGUUCGAACGUAAUGCUGAUUAGUACGAGAACCCAUCGCGAUACACCGAGCGAGUUCUUUUCUUUUAUAUAUUUAAGAUAUGAUUUCUCAUUAAAAGUUACUUGAACAUGUUAUUAAAGUCUCGACUUGGAACUCGCAGGGUGUAAACCAAGCUUUAGGUUAUGAAAAGGGGCGACAGGGGUGCGAAUAAGGGGAAUUUAAAUAAUAAUACAGCGUCAAUUGCGUCCCUGUUUUGGAGUCCAGUAACGGUGCUUAUAGAUGGAAGGUCGCUUUUGUAAUAAUUACUGACUCAGAGCAUUAUUUAUCUUUUCUAAUUAUCGUUUUAGUUUUAAGUUACUUCAUACUAACAUUCAUAAACUAUAUAUAGUGCUAUCUCGCUCACACUUAACGGUUAAAUAUAUCUAUCCCGCUUGUGUAUAGGGCCAACGUUGGUUCGAAUUUAGACUACAUUUUUUUAUAUCCUCGACUAUUUUAUAAUACAUUCAUAUCUCGCUUUAGAUUAUUACAUGAAUACAUAGUUAUGAUAUGGCAAUAUGGACUUAUUUUAAAGGCAUGCAACACUGGAUACCGUCGACAAAUUUGACAGUUGCGAUCAUAACUCGGUGUAUUUGACAGCUAGUCACGUCACAUGAAAUUGACAUUUGACAGAUUAAGUUAUGCUGUCUCGCUCUGGACAGCAAGUAUUAUAGUUUAAAUAAAUAGUAUUAUUAUUAAUGACGAUUACUUUUUUUUUUCUAAUUUUAAGAUGGCGUAAUUUUAGAUGUUCUAUUUUUAAGAUCAUGACAAGGCAGUGUAUGGUAUUAGAUUGUAUGAAAUGUUACCUUCGAGGACUUUGUGUAAAUUAUUUCUUGUAUUUUGUAUGUGAAGCUUCGUUUUAUAUAAAAUGUUUUUUGUUUUCUUUUUCUAACCGUUUAUUUGAACGCAGGAAUAACGAGCUAUUGUGUACUUAUUGUAAACGUUGUUCGCGACAAUAAUACAUUAUACCGUUUAGUGUACGAUUUUUCAGAUAUGGCAACGUUUAAAACAAUUUUUUGUUAAAAUAAAUAUAAAAACUAAAGUGCCAAAUUACAGUGAAUCAAUGCUCAAAUCGGUGAUUUUUUUUUAUUCGAAAGUUUUAAAUGUUGCCAGUUGAGAAAAAUAUUUUGUAAUGGAACAAGGCCUGACGCUUUUAUACUAAAUGAAAAAGACCAUUAUUCUUCAUAUACAGACGGAUGAAAUGUCUUGUAAAUAAAAAUCGUUUCAAUAAAAUAUAUGGUCGUUGUUGAAAAUAGUAAAAUAUUAGCGCACAAUAAAUGGAAACUGUAAAAAAUUAAUAAAUGAAAGAUAUUAAAAUGUCUAAAGCCUUCACUGUAAUUGAUAUUUAUUAUAAAUCCUCUAAUGGCUGAAAGUAUUUUAAAUAAAUGAUAAUAUACGUUAACAUAUAUAAUUUUUGUCUUCCUUUUCAAAUAGAUAACCAUACAAUGUUAACUCCUCAAAGAAUUUCAAUAUUGAACAGUAAUCCUCUUGUGUACUAAACAAUUUCUUACUAUUUGAAUUAUAUAAAUAAAUGUUACACGAACUGGUGCUAAAGCAAGUAUUUACAUGUCAUUUUAUUGACAGAUUAAAAACAUAUUUUUUACGUAAACUAGUAAUUUUAAGUAAAAAAUAAAAUAAAGACUAGUGUAAAAAAAUUGUUUUAAAAAAUAUUUUCGGUUAUUAUCUAUCUGUCAAUGAAAUACAGAGUAAAUACGACUUUUUAAUAUAAAAUAAGUAAUUUUAAUUAAAAAAAGGACCUGUAAAAAAUUUGUUGUAUUUAAAAUAAAAUAAAAACUAUUUUCGGUUUUAAUGUUCUUUCAGUUAAAUGAAGGUAAAGUAUUGACGCUUUCAAUUGGAGAAACUAUUAUAAUUCAAUUGUAAUAGGUGUUAAGUGCCUUGUCUUAAAUAAAUACUCAGAUCAAAUGUUGCAAUAAUGGAAGUUGAACAGAAAUAAAUGUCUAUUUUACUAUUUUCA
Molecule: messenger RNA, 4813 nt
Organism: Melitaea cinxia (Glanville fritillary)
Lineage: Eukaryota; Metazoa; Arthropoda; Insecta; Lepidoptera; Nymphalidae
Gene: coro
Product: coronin-6
Exons: 11
Coding region: 70-1656 (528 amino acids)
Biological process (GO): actin filament organization
Molecular function (GO): actin filament binding
Source: RefSeq, a predicted model, not a curated record